AUGGCAAGCUCACUUCCGCGCCCCAAGCGGGCAGGUGAGGAUUUCACUCGCUCUCACCACGGCGACGAAGAGGACGGCCCAUCAGGGAGCAAGAAACCACGCUUCGAUCUCCGCAAUCCCUCAGCGCUGGCUCCCGACGCGCUCGACGACGACCCGACACUAGACGCUGACGAGAUCGGCCGCCGUGGCCAGCAAGUGCGUCGAAAAGCGGUCAAUCUCGACGGCUACGACUCCGACAGCGAGAACGAGGGCUUUUCCGCGCGGGUCGAGGAAAAAGCAAAGCGCAGCCGGGCCAAACACGAUGCAGACGACGAUGACAUGUUCGCGGAGCUACAGGAAGAUUUUGGCGCCGAGGAAAUUGACGCCGACGAAGCAUUGCGCAAAAAUAAGAAGUCUGUUCGCUUUCUGCGAAAUGACGAGAUUGAGGGACAGGUCGCAUCUUCGAAGGGCGGAGGCACAUUACGUGCCGAUUUGAGGAAAGGCGCAGAUGAGAUUGAUGAGGAGGAGGCGGAGAGUGAAAGUGACGUUGGCGAAGAUGAACGCGCACAUGUCGACGACGACAUUGAUAAGGAGCUGGGGGCCGGCGCGAAGAAGAAACAUGCGCCUCUACUGGAUGCAUUCAAUAUGCGCUCGGAGCAGGAAGAGGGCCGGUUCGACGAGACCGGAAACUUUGUGCGCAAGGCAGCAGACCCGGAUGCCGUCUACGAUUCAUGGAUGGAGGGGUUGUCGAAUAAGGAAAUUCGCAAAGCCAAAGAGGCGGCCGAAAAACGCGAGGCAGAACGAAAGGAGAAGGACCGUAUGGACGAUAGCUUGUUGACAUCCGACAUUUUGAAGACAAUCAUCAUUCAGCUUGACCGUGGCGAAACAAUAUUGGAGGCGCUGGCUCGACUCGGCAAAGGUCUGCCACGGAAGCCGAAAUGGCAAGCAAAAAAGAAGAACAAGAAGCCUGCCAAUGCUGGCACCGAAGACAUCGAAAUGACAGACGAAGACCCAAACGCAGCCGUUCGGAAAAAGGCCAUCGACGAAAUCACCGGCGCCGCCGACAUCUUGAUGAGCAGAGGCCAAGCGGAUAUCUACGACACCGAGCGCGAGCUCUUGACCCGGCAAUACCGCAACGAGACGGGUGAAGAGUGGGUUGACCCUCCUCCAGCAGUAGCCGGGAAUGGUGAACAGCAAGCACCCGCGAUGUGGGAGUAUCGCUGGUCUGAUGCACGCGACGGCGGCGAUGCUCAUGGGCCGUACGAUGGCGCUAUGAUGCAGUCGUGGAAAGGUGCAGGGUACUUCGGCGAAGGCGUUGAGUUCCACAGAGUUGGAGAUACGGGCCCGUGGAGUGCCACAGUUGAUUUUGUAUAA
Molecule: messenger RNA, 1353 nt
Organism: Penicillium lagena
Lineage: Eukaryota; Fungi; Ascomycota; Eurotiomycetes; Eurotiales; Aspergillaceae
Product: GYF domain-containing protein
Exons: 1
Coding region: 1-1353 (450 amino acids)
Cellular component (GO): U5 snRNP
Molecular function (GO): protein binding
Source: RefSeq, a predicted model, not a curated record